AUGCGCAUUGUAAUGGAUCCUGAGCCUUUGGGCAUGCCGCCAGCGCCUGUAGUCCUUCCCCAGCAGCUGAAUAGAUGGGGAGAUGCGCCCUCAAGGCAGCACGCGUCAGUGAACGUCCCCUCGAAUGCGGCAAAAAGCGUGCACGAGUCCCAAUUUCCUUGGGAUGACAGUAUCAAUCAUAAGCUGGUGCUAUGGGACGGUGAUAUUUCUUCCCUUCAAGUAGACGCUAUAGUCAAUUCCACAAAUGAGGCUAUGAACGACAGUAACCCGGUCAGUGAUAGUAUAUUCCAGAGAGCUGGACCUCGACUAAGAGAGGAAAUUAAAUCGGAUGUUAGAGAAUGCCGGACAGGUGAAGUAAAAGUGACCCAAGGCCAUUCUCUUCCUGCCCGUUACGUUAUCCAUACGGUAGGGCCCAAGUAUAAUAUUAGAUAUCAGACAGCUUCCGAGAACACUCUCCACAUGUGCUAUAGAAAUAUUUUGCAAAAAGCGAAAGAAAUGGGCAUCCAUUCGAUAGCUAUACCCGUGGUGAAUUCGUUAAAGAGGAAUUAUCCACCGGAUCAAGGCGCUCAUAUAGCUUUACGCACUGUUCGUCGCUUUUUAGAGCGACACGGCAACUCGCUCGACACUGUGAUAUUUGUUGUUGACAAAGUAGAUUUAGGUAUUUACGAAGUUUUAUUGCCUUUGUACUUCCCGCGAUCGAAACAGGAAGAAAACGCUGCCAGAUAUCAGUUGCCCAGUGACAUCGGUGGACCGGACGGCGAACCAAUCAUGCCAGAUAGACAGAUUCGAAUUAUUGACAAUCCGCAACACACUUUACAUCCUGACGAUGAAAGUUUGCCAAUCGGUAACCAUUUGGAAAUCACUUUGGGCGACGCAGGCACUUUCGCCCAAAUGCAAGCAGAUCCUGACAGGCAGAGGCUGUUGGGCGAAAGACCCAUUACAGACCCUAUUGCCAACAUCAUCAUUCAAGAGCUGGAACAUCAAGAGAGAUACGAAAAACUCUUAAGAAGAUCCAAAACUGAAGAUUUGACCGAAGUGUCUGGCAUUGGCUGUUUGUAUCAGAGCGGUGUGGACAGAUUAGGCCGACCUGUUGUAGUUUUCGUGGGAAAAUGGUUUCCGUUCAACAAAAUCAAUCUUGAUAAGGCCUUACUGUACCUAAUCAAUCUCCUCGACCCAAUAGUGAGAGGCGACUACGUAAUCGCCUAUUUUCAUACAUUGACAUCAAAUAGCAACUAUCCUUCUUUCUCCUGGCUGAGAGAAGUCUACAACGUCUUGCCCUACAAGUACAAGAAAAAUUUGAAGGCCUUUUAUGUAGUUCAUCCGACUUUCUGGACAAAGAUGAUGACUUGGUGGUUCACAACCUUUAUGGCGCCGGCAAUCAAGCAAAAAGUCCAUAAUCUGCCAGGCGUCGAAUACCUUUAUUCGGUAAUGUCACCUCACCAAUUAGAAAUACCAGCUUUUAUCACCGAAUAUGAUAUGACUAUCAAUGGUUUAAGGUACUUCCAGCCAGGUGCCCCAACAUAA
This is a messenger RNA of Ceutorhynchus assimilis (cabbage seed weevil), 1524 nucleotides long. NCBI's taxonomy places the organism in Eukaryota, Metazoa, Arthropoda, Insecta, Coleoptera, Curculionidae. The record is from the annotation of a GenBank genome assembly.